AUGUUUAUGGUAUCAAUUUGGAAUGACACUCUUAUGGACAUUGAAGUGUAUAAUGAGUAAUUGGAUUUGAAUACUUUUUUUCCUGCUUAGAUGCAUGAGUUGUAUGUGCAAUCAUCAAUUGUUAAUGGAACAGCCAUGAUUAGACCAGAGGAAAAAGGAAGUAAAACUGAAGUAGCCAUGAUUCUAUUUGCUGAGAAAUGUGGGAUCAUCUAUGAAAAGGAAAGAGAACAUCAUGUUGCCAAUGUUAAAAUACCUUUUUCAAGCAAAAGAAAAAGAAUGGCUAUGAUCAUUGGAAAAAGGUUAGUUAUAAAGGGUGCUAGUGAAAUCAUUUUAGAGGGUUGCAAUAAGUUACAUUCCAAAAGUAGAGGAAUCAUUUCAAUCGAUUCUAAUGUCAGAUAAAGUAUAGAAAAAGCUAUAGAAACUAUGGCAUCAUAGUCACUUAGAACUAUAGGAUUAGCAUAUAGAGAAUUAAAUGGAUCUGAAGAUCUGACUAGUAAAAAUGAUAAAGGGGUUUAUGAUGUUGAAACUGAGAAUUUGACUUUAAUUGCUAUCGUAGGAAUCAAGGAUAUUUUAAGACCUGAAGUCCCUGGAGCUGUUGCUAAUUGUAAAACUGCAGGUAUCAAAGUUAGAAUGGUAACUGGCGAUAAUAAGAUCACUGCCAGAGCUAUAGCCAAAGAAUGUGGAAUUUUAAUUGAUGAGGAACGAUCCUUAGUAUUAGAAGGUCCUGACUUUGUUAAUAGAAUUGGAGGUGUAGUUUGCAAAUGGUGCAAGACAGCUACUUGUGAUUGUCCAAGAGAUUAAUCUACUGCCAAACAAUUAGGCAAACCAGUAAGAGUAGAUACGAUUAAAAAUGGUGAAGAAUUUGAUAAAAUCUAUCCUCUUUUAGAUGUUUUAGCGAGAAGUAGACCUGAAGAUAAAUACGCACUUGUGACAGGACUUCUAGAAAGAGGACAUGUUGUAGCAGUGACAGGGGAUGGUACUAAUGAUGCUCCUGCUCUAAAGAAGGCUGACGUAGGAUUUGCUAUGGGUAUUGCAGGCACAGAAGUUGCUAGAGAGAGUGCUUCCAUAAUCUUAUUAGAUGACAAUUUUAGUUCAAUAGUCAAGGCAGUGAUGUGGGGAAGGAACAUCUAUGAUUCGAUAAAGAAGUUCUUGCAAUUCUAAUUGACAGUCAAUGUUGUGGCUGUCACAUUGACUUUGAUAUCUUCAGUAUUACUUAAGUAAGAAGUUCUGGAACCAAUCCAAAUGCUUUGGAUCAAUUUGAUUAUGGACACCUUUGCCUCUUUGGCUUUGGCUACAGAAACACCAACACCAGAAUUGUUGUAGAGAAAACCUCAUAAUAGAAACGAGUAUAUGAUUUCAUCAAAGAUGUUCAAACACAUUAUAGGAUAAGCCAUUUAUUAGAUGAUUAUAAUGCUGGUGUUGUUGUUUUCUGCUCAAAGCUUCAUUCCUGAAUACAAGGGAUCGGAAGAUAGCUAUGCAGAUUUUGAAGGAAACUUGGAAUACAAGUAUUCCAAUACAUAUUAUGAUGAAACAAUUAAGAUUCAUUUAUGUCCUAAUCACUAAGACUACUGCAACUUAGUGUCCUUUAGCACCGAUUAUUUUGUGGAUGGUUCAGAGAACUACGAAACAUUCUAUAAAAAGAGUUAUAUCCCUUCAAGACAAUUUACGGUGAUAUUCAAUACCUUUGUGAUGAUGCAGCUGUUCAACUUUAUAAAUGCAAGGAGGAUAAAAGAUGAACCUAAUAUCUUCCAAGGCAUUUUCACAAACAUCCUAUUUCCUAUUAUAGUCAUAGGGAUUCUGGCUCUGUAAAUAAUUAUAGUUACAUUUGGUGGAAUCGUCUUCCACUGUUACACAUUUUAUGGAUUACGGAUUCAAUAAUGGCUGAUUUGCAUAGCUUUUGGCUCAGGAAGUUUGAUUAUGAGAGUGAUACUAAGACUAAUUCCAGACCCAAAACUCUCCUUUCUGAAUAAAUUAGGACAUAGGCAUGAUGAGGCUUAAAAGUUAGCAUCCCCAAAUGCACAGAAUAACACUGGUUACUAAAUUUAAGUAAUUCCUUAAGAGUCUGAGUUGGCCAAUUUGAAUGAGCACCCCUAAGAAUCUAGAAUGAUGUGA
Messenger RNA from Paramecium tetraurelia, 2112 nucleotides. RefSeq lists its product as uncharacterized. Lineage: Eukaryota; Ciliophora; Oligohymenophorea; Peniculida; Parameciidae. Gene Ontology annotation, cellular component: membrane; intracellular membrane-bounded organelle. The transcript has 3 exons. The record is from RefSeq and is a predicted model, not a curated record. Gene Ontology annotation, molecular function: ATP binding; ATP hydrolysis activity; P-type calcium transporter activity.